AUGAGAGGCCCGACCGUCCUCCUCACUGUGGCUCUGCCCACGCUCCUGGCUCCCGGGGCCGGGGCACCGGUACAAAGUCAGGGCUCCCGGAACAAGCUGCUCCUGGUGUCCUUCGACAGCUUCUGCCGGAACUACGAGCAGGAUGUGGACACCCCCAACCUGGACGCCAUGGCCCGAGACGGGGUGAAGGCACGCUACAUGACCCCCGCCUUUGUCACCAUGACCAGCCCCUGCCACUUCACCCUGGUCACCGAUAACAACAGAGAAAUGCAUAAUGUCCAGUGAAUUUAUUAAAGUUCUGAAGUCGGUCACGUGCAGUGGCUCACGCCUGUAAUCUCAACACUUCGGGAGGCCGAGGCAUGUGGAUCACGAGGUCAGGAGUUGGAGACUAGCCUGACCAACAUGGUGAAACCCCGUCUCUACUAAAAAUACAGAAAUUAGCCAGGCAUGGUGGCACGCGGCUGUAAUCCCCGCUACUCAGGAGGCUGAGGCAGGAGAAUUGCUUGAACCUGGGAGGCAGAGGUUGCAGUGAGCCGAGAUGGCGCCACUGCAUUCCAGCCUGGGCAAAAGAAUGAGUGAGACUCCUUCUCAAAAAAAAGAGUUGCAAAGUCAUACUCACCUUUCUGCUCUUGUCAGACAAUUAAGGGGUCUUUGAAUACUUCAGCCCUAAUAAUUUGCUUCCUAACAUACAUAUUGCAGUGCUUAUCUAAUUUUAAAUAUAUUUUUGUUUCAACACCUAAUUUU
This is a messenger RNA of Pan troglodytes (chimpanzee), 744 nucleotides long. RefSeq names its product ectonucleotide pyrophosphatase/phosphodiesterase family member 7-like. NCBI's taxonomy places the organism in Eukaryota, Metazoa, Chordata, Mammalia, Primates, Hominidae. The coding region runs from base 1 to 285 and encodes 94 amino acids. The record is from RefSeq and is a predicted model, not a curated record. The transcript is spliced from 2 exons.